UAUAUUAACUGAAAAGCCUGGAGGCGAGGGGGAGGAUGGUGUGUGCUUUAGCAGCUCACCACAGCCUGCACUUUACUCCUGAACACUUUUUUAUUUUACUGGAUCUGUGAGGUUUUCUUUUUGUGGUGUGAGGAAUCCCUGCGCCAUCAUGAACCCACCCUGUGGAAGAUGCAAUAAACCAGUUUAUCCCACAGAAAAAAUAAACUGCCUUGAUAAGUAUUGGCACAAAGGUUGUUUCAGCUGUGAGGUUUGCAAGAUGGCCCUGAGCAUGACGAACUACAAAGGAUUUGAGAAGAAGCCCUACUGUAGUAUGCAUUACCCCAAAACCUCCUUCACUAUAGUGACCGACACCCCUGAGAAUCUGCGUCUCAAACAGCAGAGCAUGCUCAACAGCCAGGCCCUUUACAAGGAGGAGUUUGAAAAGAACAAGGGGAAAGGUUUCAGCGUGGUGGUCGACACUCCUGAGAUGCAGAGACUGAAGAAGACACAAGACCAGAUCAGUAACAUCAAGUAUCAUGAAGAAUUUGAGAAGAGCAAAUUUCGAGAUGAUGCACCUCCUCCUGAAAAUAGACAAGAUUAUAACGAGCAACCAUCCAACCCUGAAAGAUUCGGCCAGCCAGCUGGACAGAUGCGCCCAGCUGCUGUAGCACCGGCUAAAGGAGGGAAGUGUUACCAGGCCAUAUACAGCUACAUAGCAGCAGAAGCAGAUGAAGUUUCUCUCCAGGAAGGUGAUCUGAUCUUAGAUGUGGAGCCAAUAGAUGAGGGGUGGAUGUUUGGCUGCAACCAGCGCACAGGGCAGCGGGGCAUGCUCCCUGCAAACUAUGUCCGACCUGUGUGAAACAAACAGACCUGUCCCACAGACAUUACGGUCCAUUCCCAGAAUGAUCUGCCUACAGUCAGUUAUCUUUAAAUCACCUUUUGCAAAACAAAACACCCUCCCUGGUUCUGCUUUGCCUUUUCUGUCAUGAAUGUGGUUUUCAAAUAUGCACUGUGAGGUUUUGAAAAAAAGAAACUGACAUUUUACUUUAGAAAAGGGAAAAAGGUUGGUGUGAAAAAGUAUUCUGUAUAAAAACCCACUAAAAAGAAGCUGAAAGCAGAAGCAAUAAACUCACAAAACACCUACAGUUCACUACAAUAUUUCAUAUGUAUUCUUUUAUCUUUCUCAGGUAACAUUUAGCUGUUUAUGUACACAUCACUCGGCCGUAAAAUGCAGCCCCGGCCUUGGAAAUACACAACCAGAUACAUUUAAGUUUCAGAUCAGUGUUGAAUGUCUGUUCAACAACAUGUCUUCAGUAUCUUCUUAUAAAGCCAUUUUAAACACUUGUUCACUAUAUAGAGUGUAAUUUAUGCAUCAUGGUUAGAGCAUGAGCUGAUUCAAUUAAGGGAAAUAUUUUGCGCUGUGUAAUUUUUCCUUCAUUA
Molecule: messenger RNA, 1419 nt
Organism: Monopterus albus (swamp eel)
Lineage: Eukaryota; Metazoa; Chordata; Actinopteri; Synbranchiformes; Synbranchidae
Product: LIM and SH3 domain protein 1-like
Exons: 7
Coding region: 149-838 (229 amino acids)
Cellular component (GO): focal adhesion
Molecular function (GO): actin filament binding
Source: RefSeq, a predicted model, not a curated record